Messenger RNA from Prorocentrum cordatum, 1017 nucleotides. Lineage: Eukaryota; Dinophyceae; Prorocentrales; Prorocentraceae. The record is from the annotation of a GenBank genome assembly.
AUGGCCGGCAUGAAGCUUGUCACCUUGGCCCUCGCAGCCGCCUCUGCACAUGCAGCCGCCGUGCAGGCCAGCCCCAUCGGGAAGGUCAUCGAGAUGCUCGGCGACCUCGAGGCGAAGGUCAUCGGCGAGGGUGAGGAGUCGCACAAGGUCUUCGCGGAGUUCUCUGAGUGGUGCGAGGACAAGGCAAGGUCGUUGGGCUUCUCGAUCAAGACCGCCUCUGGGGAGAUCGCCAGCCUGAAGGCCACCAUCGCCAAGGAGGGCUCCAACAUCGAUGGUUUCAACACGAAGAUCGAGGAGUUGGCCGCCGAGCUCGCGCUUGACACCGCCGACCUGAAGGCCGCCACGGAGAUCCGCGCCAAGGAGCAGAGCGACUUCGCCGCGGAGGAGGCCGAGCUCUCCGACGUGGUGGGGACCCUCGAGCGGGCGAUCGGCAUCCUGGAGAAGGAGAUGGCCAAGGGCGCCGGGGCCUCCAUGCUCCAGAUGGCAGGCGAGGGGGGCGUCGUGGGGGCCCUGCGGGCGAUGGUCCAGGCCUCCCUGCUCAGCACCGCGGACGAGAAGAAGCUCGCCGCGCUGGUGCAAGGCGAUUUCUCCCGCCAUCGUCGACGCGAUGCCCGAGUGGUUCAGCCCGCUCAGUUUGGAGGCCCUCGCGGACGCGGCGAAGGGCGCCAGCUCCUUCACUCUAUGUUUGGUGUGCGACAGUGCGUAUUAGAACGUAUUGGUUUUGAAGAGCGUUGCGAAGUUAUGGGAAGUCGCUGUUCCACCGCUAGUAAUGCCCAGCAUGUUGUUGAUGUUGGAGACUUGCACCGGCCACGGCCGCCGCAGGGCCAAACUUCAGAUCAACACGUUGCGGCACCGCGUUCUUCGUCAUUUCUUGUUGGCCACUUUGUACAGGUUACAAUCAGUGCAGGAAAAAAACAGCCAGUAAAUAUUAAGCGAUGUUUUGCCGAUGGUGCACCGAAAGAUUGCCCCCCCUUCCUGGUAAUGUGCGGCACCCUUUUGAAACGAUUCGUCGUGUAG